Molecule: messenger RNA, 4137 nt
Organism: Bufo gargarizans (Asiatic toad)
Lineage: Eukaryota; Metazoa; Chordata; Amphibia; Anura; Bufonidae
Gene: GK5
Product: glycerol kinase 5
Exons: 16
Coding region: 125-1690 (521 amino acids)
Biological process (GO): glycerol metabolic process; triglyceride metabolic process; glycerol-3-phosphate biosynthetic process
Cellular component (GO): mitochondrion
Molecular function (GO): glycerol kinase activity
Source: RefSeq, a predicted model, not a curated record
AGUAAUCACCGCCUUCCUUCUUGUGUCAGCAAGCCCCGCCCACUGUAGACAUGGUAACGCCUAUGGCCGCUCCGCCCAGGAGAUCUCUGCUGCCUCCGCUGAAUGAGCGGCGGUGCGCCUGAUCAUGGGGUCUGUCAGGAACGGAUGCCGGGAGCGGCUGGUGCUGGCCGUGGACGUCGGGAGCACGAUUUUACGUUGUCACGUGUACAACGCGUCCGCAGAGACUUGUGGGAGCGCGGAGGACAAGUUAAAAGUUUUGUACCCUCACCGUGGACACGUGGAGCUCGACCCUGAAGAACUAUGGAAGCAGUUUGUGACUGUGGUGAAAGAGGCAGCGAAAGAUGCAGGUGUCCAUUUAAGUCAAAUCGCUGGUCUUGGCAUCUCCACACAAAGGGCAACUUUCAUUACCUGGAACAAGAAGACCGGAGAGCCUUUUCAUAAUUUUAUCAGCUGGCAGGACCUGCGGGCGGCAGAUCUGGUCAGUUCCUGGAACAGCUCUUUUACGUUGAAGGCUGUUCAUGGUUCCUGUAAAUUCCUCCACUUCUUCACACGAAGAAAGCGUUUUCUAGCAGCGAGCCUGAUCAAUUUCACCACUCAGCACGUGUCCCUGCGGCUGGCGUGGGUCUUGCAAAACAUCCCUGAGGUGCGUCAAGCGGCAGAAGAGGGCAAUUGCUGUUUUGGUACCAUUGACACAUGGCUGCUGUAUAAACUCACAAAUGGCUCUGUACACGCAACGGACUAUUCUAAUGCAAGUAGCACCGCCAUUUUUGACCCUUACUUGAUGAGCUGGAGCUCCUUCCUCUGCUCGCUGCUGUCCAUCCCUCUCUCUAUAUUUCCUCCCGUGGAGGACACCAGUCAUAACUUUGGAGAAGUGGAUCCCAGUAUUUUUGGAGCUCCAAUCCCGAUCCGGGCGUUGGUUGCAGACCAGCAGGCUGCCAUGUUUGGCCAGUGCUGUUUUGAUGUGGGGGAUGUUAAAUUGACAAUGGGAACUGGAACAUUUAUGACCAUCAAUACUGGGACUAAUCUCCACACUUCUAUAGCCGGUCUAUACCCGCUAGUUGGCUGGAAGAUUGGCAAUGAGUUGGCGUGUUUAGCGGAGGGUAAUUCCUCCGAUACAGGGACUGCUAUCAAGUGGGCACAAGAGCUGAAUCUUUUCACAGAUUUUGCAGACACCGAGAUAAUGGUCAGAAAUGUCCCGGACUGUGAGGGGAUUUACUUCGUACCAUCCUUUUCAGGCCUGCAGGCUCCAGUGAAUGAUCCCUAUGCAUGUGCCUCCUUCAUGGGACUGAAGCCUUCCACCACAAAGUGCCACCUUCUACGAGCCAUAAUGGAGUCAGUGGCUUUUAGGAAUAGGCAGCUUUAUGACACCAUGCAGAGAGAGACCUCUAUUAAAAUCUCAAAAAUAAGGGCUGACGGAGGAGUCAGUAACAACAGCUUUGUGAUGCAGAUGACCGCAGAUCUAUUUGGCCAAACCAUUGAUAAACCAAAGCACACAGACAUGUCUUCCCUGGGAGCUGCCUUUCUAGCUGGCUUAGCUGUAGGAGUCUGGUCCACCAAAGAAGAAUUGAAGAAGCUUCGGCAUCCAGAAGUCUUGUAUGAACCACAGCGCAAACUCAAAGAUUAUGAGGCCUCCAUGUCUGGCUGGGAACUGGCCCUUCAGCGCUGCUCCAACUGGUAUAAUGACUCGUAGCUAAUGCUAUAACCAUUAUGGCCGGAGGACACAGGGGCAAUGAUGCAACACUAUGGACACCAGGUGGAUGUCAGCAGUUCCCUUUGAAGGAGACUAUAGUAUGAUGAGGGAUCUGGCUGACACAUCGGGUUAAAACUACCUAAAAAUGGAAUGAGAAGUGCACUUUUGUAUAUUUGUGCUGCUGUUUCUUGUAUGUUAUGUCCAUAUAUCAGGGUAUUUUAUUCCCAUAUCUAGGCUUUCAGAGCUGCUGGUAUGGUGACUGAUGUGCCUUGAUGCUGUAGGCAAUGUCUUAAGAAGACACGGCCUUUCUAGCUGCAUUAUUGGGCUCUUUAGUUCCUGUGGUAUCGUCACAGUCUGCACACAGGCGGUACUGGUCCAGAUGGUAGUUAUUGUACAUGUGAUGGAUCAGUCUGAACCGCACCAAAGUGUUCAUGCCACAAAAGUUGUGCUUGUGAUAUCUUUUCAUUGCCGAAAUGUUCUUAUUUUAUGCUGCUUUUAAUUGUACCUUAAAUAUCAGGGAAUUGUCUUAUGAGCAAUUUCCUGACGUUAUGUCAGUUGCUAAAUCUAAAUGAAUCUGAAGGAUGGCAGUCAUAUAGCUUAUGUUAUCAUUAUAUUAUGUGAAGGUCAGUGCAGUAGAUCUUCAUGUCCGUGGGACUUGGCGCACUUCAUGGGGUUAUUCCUCACAUGGAUCCAGAGAUCUCCACAUUCACUGCUCCAAUUUCUCUGCUAGAUUUUUCAGAUCAGUGAGAGCUUUUUUUUUCAACUGGGGUUUAUGAUACCUGCUGAGGUGAGUAGUUCUGUACUGCAGUCGAAGGUCACAUUCAUGAAGCUGUAACAUGGCUCCAUCAGUAGACAUAUUUAGUGCCCAGAGUGGGAUCGAACCUCAUAAGGACAAAGGAGAAAAAGCUUUGAGGUUCUGCUUGGAAAAGGAAAAUCUGCUUUCUCCAGAUGGUUUCCGGUCCUGUUCUUCAUACUAAAUCCACCUCGGCAUUACAGCUAUCUGAACACUGCCUAAGCACCACACUAAGGCUACUUUCACAGCCCCGUGUAUAACUCCGGCAUGGCUGUUCCGACAGACAAGUGGAGAAUCGGCUGGACACAAACCUAUGGAUCUCCGCCGGACGCCAUUAUGCAUAGUUACAUAGUUGUUAAGGUUGGAAAAAGACAAAAGUCCAUCAAGUCCAACCUGUAAUCCUUCUUUACCAAUCCACAGAAAAAAAUCCUGGAUCAAUGUCCAUCUUCCUUUUAAAAUGGGCUUGGGCCAAAGGGAAAGGGUGCGUAGAACAAGAUUUCUAUACAUUGUCAUAAGGCCUCAUGCACCCGGCCAUGGCUGUAUUGUGGCAUGUAAACAGCAGGUCUGCAAUAUGCGGGCACCGUCCAUGUGGUCCCAUUCACUUGAGCAGACUUCUAUUUGCAAUGUCUUUUUUAAAUCUUUUUUGAGAAGUAUUUUGGCACUCCUGUCUAGCAGCUGUUUGAAGAGGCCACGGCACAUCGAUGAGCACUGCAGCUUCUGCCUAGUGACGUCAUGUUCUUCAGUCACGUAGCCUAAGUACAGCUCAGUCCCACGUGAAUGGGCCUGGACUGCAAUACCAAGCACAGCCACUAUACAAUGUACAGCGCUGUGCUUGGUAUACUGCGAGGAGGCCGCGGUGUUCACAGGAGCGCCAAGGCCUCUUCAACAGCUGAGUGACGGGAUCCCGGGAAUCUGACCCCCACCAAUCCAAUAUUGAUAUUCUAUCCUGAGGAUAGGUCUCCAAUAUUCUACUCCCAGAAGACCCCUUAAGUGGAUUGGCACCAUCCUAAAAGUGCCUGUUUUGGUGGGAUGUUCUCUUUUAAUGAUGUAUAGGCUAUUAUGUAAUAUAUUCAUUGUUCUUCUAGAUUAUGAUAAAUCUUUAUAACCUGUAGUGAUGCUAUAAAGAUGUAUUCAUGUCCACUCCUCAACCUAAAGCAAACAGACUGCAGCAUCCAGUAUGAAAGGGUUUCCGGUUUUUGCUCACCUAUGUGAGACGUUCCUGGUAUACAUCAGCUACAUACCAUCGAACUUUUGCACAUGGUUGACCAAUAAAAAGAGCCGUUUUUGGACAGUGUCAGACUUUGUAAAGUUAAGGGAAAGGUUAACGCCCAGUUGUCAAAAAGAAUUCAUACAUUUCCAUGAGGAAUAACAGAGGAACCGCACAGGGCAGAGUUCUAAGGAAAGUAGUCAUAGCUGGAGGCUUUGAGCCUUUACCUCAAUCUUCUGCCGAUGUUAUAAAUCCUAUUUUGUGCCUCCAUUACUUGACUGUGUCUGUUGUCAUAAAUCUGUAAGAAAUAGAAUGAAGGCAAAAUUACUUUUGACUGUAAGAAAUUAGAAACGGUUUUGUAAAAUGACCUCCGUGUUUGUAGCUCCACCAGAACGAUGUACGCUGUGAAUAACUACAUGUAAUAAAGGAGAAAUGCGAUAAGUUUUA